Messenger RNA from Pocillopora meandrina, 4521 nucleotides. The record is from the annotation of a GenBank genome assembly. Lineage: Eukaryota; Metazoa; Cnidaria; Anthozoa; Scleractinia; Pocilloporidae.
GUUACCAGACCCCGCUACCACUUUUGACUUACGCGGAUCUUUAUGGGAACUAAUAUUUAGCCUGAGGGAGUCCUCACUUGAUAUAAAAGGCAAGAUGGAAACUUUACUGUUUGAGGUUUUUGUCACCCUUCUCUUGGGAAUCCUUUGUGGGGAGGUUUCAAGCACAGGAGAAGUUGUAUAUGCGGUAAAUAGCGGCGGGCCGGCGCAUACAGAUCUGAACGGAGUUCACUACCAAGCUGACAAACUUACCGUGGGCACCGCGUCUGAUUUUGGCAAAUCGUUAGCAAUUGGAAGAGUCGCCCCGGCAGAUCAAAUACUCUACCAAACGGAACGAUAUCACUUUUCAAACUUUGGAUACAAUAUUCCUAUAAAGGAAAACGGCGAUUAUGUGUUGAUUUUGAAGUUUUGCGAGGUCUACUUUCAAGGUCCGAGACUAAAGGUAGGUCUCGAUCUCGGAACUGAAACGCAUGGAUAAAUCUCCACGUGUGAGAGCGGCAGCGAUGAAUGCAGUUUAGGUUUAACGGUGUACCCAUUCAUCUUGUGCAAACCUAUUGUAUCAAAUUAAUUUUUGUGUUUUGAUGGAUGUGCUUUUAAUUUUCAUGUGGCCUUUGCACUUGCAAGUUGGUUUAUUUACAUGCAAUAUGCAUGGCAACUUUCUCUACAAUAAUCAAUGUAGGAGCUUGUUUAUUUUCAGGAUUAUAUAAAGGCUGAACUUACGCGGCAAAUAAGGAACACAAAGGCAAUAAUAAUUAUAUAUAUAUAUAUAUUUUUGUUUAUGUUAAAACUUUGUCUGGCUUUUCCGUGGGAAAAUUGUUUUACAUCAAGAGCGAAAUUUUCGAACGGUUAAAUUAAAAUUAAUAAGUUUUGAUUCCGCAUCUUGUCUUAAUACUAUCUAUAUAAAGAUCUUGUUAAAGGUUGAAACAACCGUCUGCCUUUUAGGAAUAAAUCUGAAAAAUUCAACAAUGGAAUAGUUUAAAUUUAAAGAAUAAAGCUGUGGUUUGCUCGUUCGGCUAUUUGUGUUACUCUUGUAUUGACUUAUUACAAGGGAUGCCCUUAAUACAAAAGCGGGUGCUGUUCCUUUAGUUUGAAUGAAUCGUUUUCAAAUUGAGAACACGUGCCGAUAUAUUUUAAUUCAAUUACAUAUUCUGUGGAAUUCUAUUCGAUAAAAUAGUGCAAGAUACGCUUUUAAUGGUUUGUCAUUGUGGAGUUCUUGUUUCAAUGUUUGUUUCAGUUUUCAAGGCUAAUAUUUCCAUUUCAUACAGUGAAACGAUUUGUUGAAAAUUAAAAAGUGCAAAACAAACAAAACAUCCUCUUGGGAGAGCCUGUUCAUAAAACUACCAAGUACCUUGUUUAUCACCAUUACCCAAUUUUUAGGCUUAAAAGGCUCCAAUGGUGCUUGUCUGGUGUAAAAACUGCUCUAUUGACUGUAAGAAUGCCAGGGUAAUUUCCAAGGUAAACUUUUGAUUUAACAAAAAUUUAAAUCUGUGCACCCUGUUAACUCUAAUGAAGCAGGUGACAGCUCCUCAAUAUUACCAAAACAACGAUUACUUUAUUAUUCUCAGUUACAUUACUUGUUCCUUAGGUCACUGCUUUAAAGUUUUCUGUCAACCUUAAUUUUGUCACACAAAUUUUCUGUUAUGCUCUUUUGUGUUUUAUGUCUUAACCCUUAAAUUUCCUUAAAGUGACUAGCAUCUGAUUUCUCUUUACUACAUUGAGGUCAUGUUAUUAAAGGAAAUAAUCACCAACUAAGGAAGCUCUUGAUUGUCAAACAAAUUCUCCUUCAGAGCACGUUAGGAAAUGUAUAGAAGCAGUAUGGAGAAAAUCCUUAUUGUUUGUCAUUUUUAACCAGAGAAUGCUUUUAUGUUUGAUGAAUUUCAAUUCUGCCUGCUCUUUUAUUUUGACUGAUUUUCAUGAUUUAUUAAGUUGAACAAAUAAAGUUGUAAAAUAUAAAAAACAAUAACUCAUUUACAGUAGUGAAGCCAAGUCUUCAAAAAGGGGUGAAACAGCAGUUGACAUCCUUUUAUGCAUAUCUAGUCCUGUAUUUUAUCAUGCCUAAUAGUAUUGCACCUCUUCUACCCUUUUACUCUCAGAAGUGAUCAUGACAUAAUGUCUCCUUACAGUAUCAAUACAAUAUCAGGCUGCAAAGUGGUGAGAAUAACACAAAAUAUUAACUAGGGGAUUAUCAUUUGAUCAAACACCAAAUUCUCAUAACAUUAUUCAUAAGAAAUGUAUCCCAGACAGUAAAGAGAAAUUUCAUUGAGAUAUUGGAAGUUGAGGGUUGAGGACCUCACUUUCAUAUUGAGGCAAGAUUAUAUUUUACAUUAUUGUGAGGCAGUUUCUUGGACUAUCAACUUGUUUAAGACUGAAAAAGAAGUUUCAUAACAAAAAGAUUUGUCGCAUGUAAAGUUUACAGGUUUUCAAUUCUGCAGAUUUUAAGGACUGUCCUCCACCUGAAAGAAUAAUUUUGCUACAACCCUGUAACAAACUCUGCUUGUAUGGCAUGGGUCACUUUGUAUCUCUUUCUUUGUGGAUCACCAAAAAUAUAAUUUUAUUGUGAAGUCUACAACAGCUAAUCAGAUUUGAAAAUAUUAGGUUUUCUUGAUUAUUGAUACUCUGCUGCUCAAAGAGAAAAUUGGGAUGAUUUGUUCUUUGGAGAAAUUAAUUUCCUUCCAAACCACAAACAUUUGUUAUGGCAAACAUUAGUUGAUUAGCAAAAAGGUUCUUGCACUACUUUUUGAUGCAACAAAGGUUUUGGAUUAAUGAAGUGUUAAUUCUAGAAUACAGGGGGUAAGUUUCUAAAUAAACUGUGGUGCUGCAUUGGUGGUUGGGGGGGGAAGUACAAAAAGAUGAUUUGGUUUUAUCAACUGCGUUGAUAAUGUAAAUCGGCUGCUGUGAAGAGCCUUUAAAGCUGAUGAUUCAAGCAUUAGCCCUUCCUCGGAACGAUUUAAAGACACAAACUUACUGAUCCAAUUUGGAGAUGUUUAGAGAGAAGUCUACAUUUUUGUUUCGUUUUCUUUGCAGGUGUUUGAUGUGGCAGUAAAUCAACAUACUGUACUUAAAGGAUUAGACAUUUAUGAGAGAGUUGGUAGAGGGGUUGGUCAUGAUGAGUACAUUCCAUUUCGAAUAAACAACAACCAGGUUCUGAUCGAUGGGGAAACAUUACCAUUUAGUGGAACUGUUUAUGUUGAAUUUAUGAAGGUAAGUUGGUUUGUACAAAUUUUUAACAUUUUUAUGUGUGAAGAGAUUGUAUCUCAUAGUGAACAUGGGGAGUUGUGAGACUGACCCCUCUAUUUCAUUAAUUUUGGCAAAAACAGGAAACCCAGGAAUUGGAUUCUAUUUUUUUCACUAUAGUUUCUCAUACGCUGUUUUGUUAUUUAAAAUCAGGGCUACUAUGAUAAUCCCAAAGUUAAUGCUGUUUUAGUUAUGAAAGGAACUCUAGAGGGUGAGUACCAUUUUCCAUUUUUUUCCAAUUUUGAGGUUCAUACUGUAAGUUAUAUACUAAGUUUUUUGGCUUGCAUUUGUGGAUCAAGUGUAAAGUGUGUGGGCCAUAAAUGUGAGCUGGAAAAAGGAGGUUGGUAAGAUAUGUUUUUUAUCUCUGGGCUCAAAAAAAUAUUUUAAUUCAAACAAACUUUGGAAUUGAGUGGGCUGCAUAGGGAAUUAGCUCCUGCUGAAUUGACCAAUCACAGCACAUGUAGGAACUGCAAGGUAUAAUAACUGGCUCUCUGCCUGACAAUGUACAUGUAAUUAAAUAGUUAGGGGAAAUACUUGACAACAGAGAGAGCCAGGAUUGAAGAACAGACUUCAUUGAAGAAGAGCUUGGCAUUAUCAAGUGAAGGAUACUAAGGGCACUGACUGAAGAAUUUUUUUGGACAAUUCUGGACAGAAUUUCUAGACAAUUAUUCCCUAACUGGAACAGUGGAUUUUGUUUUUGAAUGCCAUCCACUGCUCUCUCUUACAGAUGUACCAAAGUUACCUCCUCUAUCACGCCCAGGGGAAGAUAAUGAAGAUGACGAUGAAGAUGAAGAAAGUAAAGAAGAUAAACCGAAGAAACAGCGUAAGAUUUCUGGCCCUAAAGCAAUUGACCCUUAUGCCAACGAUGAAUCAAGCAUGUUAAUUCCUAUAGCUAUAGCUAUUGCAGUGUUUCUACCAACACUAUUUUGUCUGUGUAAAUUGUGACAGCUACAGCUUGGUUGAUUUUAUUUAUUUCACCGUGUUACACUAUAGCAAAUUUCUGUUACCCAAAGCUUUGAAAACAGCUGAAUAAAAAUUCAUUCUCCAAGGUAAAAGUUUUUAGUAGCUAAAAUAUUGUGCAUCAGUGCCAUAGGUUUACAAGGUGUUUCAUACCAUGAUAGUUUUUCAGUGUUUGUCCUAAUAGUGAAAACUUCCAAAGAAUCACAAUUGUGUUUUCAUUUGGAUUUAGUCUUGAUAAGUUGAUUCCUUAUCACCAAGAUGUAAAUUGUAAUUUGAACUCCAAUUUUCAAUUAUUUGCCAUAGUUUGUAAUUACAACUUGAUAAAGGUGA